Molecule: messenger RNA, 771 nt
Organism: Rotaria sp. Silwood1
Lineage: Eukaryota; Metazoa; Rotifera; Eurotatoria; Philodinida; Philodinidae
Source: the annotation of a GenBank genome assembly
AUGAGCAGUCCUCUCUUUGUUUCUCAACCAUCUUGCGAUUUAAGUAUUUAUUUACCAAUUGAAUUAGAUUUUGAAGAUAUAAUAGUUUAUCAAUCACCUGAAGUGUUGAUGCGUUCAAUUAAUAUGGAUACAUCAUCGGCCCAUCGAUCGGAAUUCGAAUUAUUUGAUCCAAUCAAUGAUGAUAUGGAAGCUGUAUCAACGUUAACAGAUAGUGAUAUAACGGUUCCAUGUGAUAAUAUCUUGGAGAUAAUUGAUAUAGAUCAAUAUUUUUUUGGACAAUGUACAGUCGCAUCUCAUAUACCAAUUGUAGAAAAUCAAGAAAAAUUACAAGAUACUACACCAUUAUGUGUAUCAUCAAAACGUUCGUAUAAAAGUCAAAAAAGCAAGUUAUUAUCAUCUGAUUCAUGUCAAUCAUCAAAGUUCAUAAAUAUAAAAAAAUUUCUUAUAUUGGAUGAAACAACAGGACGAUUACGUCGACCAUUAUUAUAUGAAUUUAUUCGAUUAAUAUUAGAAAAAGAUGAAUAUUCACAUAUAGCUGAAUAUAUUGAUCGUAAACGAGGUAUUUUUAAAUUUCAUCAACCAGAUCAAGUUGCUGAAUUAUGGAAACAAGUAAAAGGACGUAAUAGUGAUAAUGAUAUGACCUAUGAUAAACUAGCAAGAGCUUUACGUUAUUAUUAUGGUAAUGGUAUAAUGCAUGCUAGUCCAGGACGUUUUACAUUUCGAUUUGGACCAAAAUCUGGUUUUGGUACAUCAUGGUGGCCAGCUUAUUAA